This is a messenger RNA of Melampsora larici-populina 98AG31, 762 nucleotides long. RefSeq lists its product as uncharacterized. The transcript has 2 exons. The record is from RefSeq and is a predicted model, not a curated record. Bases 1 to 762 code for a protein of 253 amino acids. NCBI's taxonomy places the organism in Eukaryota, Fungi, Basidiomycota, Pucciniomycetes, Pucciniales, Melampsoraceae.
AUGCAGUCUUAUUCUACAGGAACGCAUCCACGCCGGGUCAAAAAGUUUCGAUCUACGUUCACCCCAUCAGCCGAGGUUUCCAAUUCUGCGGUGAAACUGUCGGUAAAAAUCUGGAUAUCAGAGGAUCAGCAGCCUGAUAACAUUCGCACAUCAAACUUCGAUGAUCCUGCCCUUGCAGCUGAGCAUAUCACCCGGUUCGCGCUUCUGGCGCACCCCUAUGGACGACUGGGGGGAAGCUCUCGUGAUCCUGUCAUCAGGCGACUUGCUUUUCAUCUGGCGAGCCUGAACUGGAUGGUGGUACUGUUCGACGCCAGAGGAAUAGGAAGUAGCACGGGUCGAGCGAGUUGGACGUGGGUGUUGGGCUACUCCCAUGGCGCACUAGUCGCUUCGGCUUCAACUCCGAUCCUCCUUCCAGCUGAUGCCCCAAGAUUGAAGACACCCUUGCUCUUGAUCUCUUACCCUGUCUCUUAUAUAUGGGCUCUUACAUCCUUCAACGCUUCACACUUUGAAAAGGCCCUUCAAGCUCAGCUUACGGGAUCUGAUGAGGAACUCCUUAUCAUCUACGGCGACUCGGAUCAGUUCACAUCCCAAAAGGCGUAUCGGAAGUGGCUAGAUCGUCUGAAGAGCGAUAUCUCCCCCGCAAUCCUCCAAAAAAAUCACUUAAGUACAUUUGAAGCCAAGACAGAUCAUUUUUGGAAUGGUAGUUAUUCAACACUAUGUCAGGUUGUUCGUGAAUGGCUCACUCGAACGACAGUUGAAUGA